UUCCCGUAAAAUAAUACGGAGUAAUAAAAACAUAAUCCUUGCCCGCUUCACCGCUACAAUCACCCAGCGAAUCGUUGCUGGAACACUGAAUUUCCUUCUUCUCUUUCGUUUUCUCUCUCCUACUUUCUCCCCCAACUUCUUCAACCCAUUUCUGGGCACUUUUCCUUCAAUCAAUCUAGUCAAAUCGAAGUGGCCGAUUGAGUAAAAUGGGAAAUGACGGGGUUGCUAAAAGUAACCAAAUUGAUCGCAAAGAAUCAUCAAUUUCAGAGGCCAGUGUGAUUGAAGAAGAAGCUGAGACAAAUCCUGAUUUGCUCAAGAACACGCCUUCUAAUAUUCGACGACUGGCCGAUGAAAUCGAGCAAUUCGAAGGUCGGCAGAAGUAUCUGGCACAAACUAGGAGCAAUUCUGAUGGUGGUGAUGUUCGGUGGUACUUUUGCAAGGUUCCUUUGGGUCUUAAUCAGUUGGCUGCCUCGAUUCCGCGUGCGGAGGUUGUUGGUAAAGGAGAGUAUUUUCGGUUCGGUAUGAGGGAUUCACUUGCGAUAGAGGCUGCUUUCUUGCAGAGAGAGGAAGAAUUGCUGUCUUAUUGGUGGAGGGAAUAUGCAGAAUGCAGUGAAGGCCCGAAAGGACAGACCAGUGCGACUACUGAAGCAGAUCUACGGAACCCUCUAACAUCUGAACUAUAUGUUGUUGAGGAGGAGAGAGUUGGAGUCCCGGUCAAGGGUGGUCUCUAUGAGGUGGAUUUGGUGAAACGACACUGCUUUCCAGUGUACUGGAGUGGGGAGAAUCGGCGUGUUCUAAGAGGUCAUUGGUUUGCGCAAAGUGGAGGACUUGAUUGGCUUCCCCUUCGGGAAGAUAUUGCUGAACAGCUGGAAUUUGCAUACCGUAGACAGGUUUGGCACCGGAGGACAUUUCAACCAUCUGGACUUUUUGCCGCUCGUGUUGAUUUGCAAGGCUAUACCCCAGGUCUGCAUGCCCUCUUCACUGGAGAGGACAGCACAUGGGAGGCGUGGCUGAAUGUUGAUGCUUCAGGCUUUUCCAGUAUCAUCAAUUUGGGGGGAAAUGGUGUGAAACUAAGACGAGGAUAUGCUGCAUCUCUGUCUCCGAAGCCAACACAGGAUGAGUUGCGUCAGCAAAAGGAAGAGGAGAUGGACGACUAUUGUUCGGAGGUUCCGGUUCGUCAUUUGGUAUUUAUGGUCCAUGGCAUUGGUCAAAGACUGGAGAAAUCUAAUUUGGUUGACGAUGUAGCGACUUAUCGCCAUAUCACCUCAAGUCUAGCUGAAAAACACCUGACUUCAUAUCAACGUGGCAUUCAGAGAGUCCUUUUUAUUCCCUGUCAAUGGAGAAAGGGUUUGAAGCUCAGUGGCGAAUCUGCUGUGGAGAAAAUUACUUUAGAUGGUGUACGAGGCUUGCGCACUACACUAAGUGCAACUGUUCAUGAUGUAUUGUACUAUAUGAGCCCCAUCUAUUGCCAAGAGAUCAUUGACUCGGUCUCAAACCAACUGAAUCGUUUAUACCUGAAGUUCCUGAAGAGAAAUCCAGGGUACGAUGGAAAGGUUUCCUUGUAUGGCCAUUCCUUGGGAAGUGUUCUCUCAUAUGAUAUUCUCUGCCACCAAGAGAAUUUGUCGUCUCCCUUUCCGAUGGAGUUUAUGUACACAAAGCAUGAGAAAGAAGAUGAAUCAUCAGAAAAUAUUUCCAAAUUACCCUCUGACAUCAACUCCAAGGAUGGUUGUCCUAGAAUCUCACAGGAAAUUUCAAAUGAAGACAAGUCAGGAGGAUCGUUGCUUGAAAAUGUUAUGACUGAAGAUCGUCUAGUUACGGAUAUUUGUCCAACUUCCUUCCCGAUUAGAGAUGAAAGCCCUAUGGUGAAAGUGAGUGAAAUGCAAGUUGGCACUGAAUCUUUAGUGGCAGAUGGUCAGGAUCCACCUUGCAGUCGCAGUGACUCCUGUCCCGAAGAAAUCGGAACCCUGAGUGAAGUGAGUGAUAUCUAUCAGGGCUCCACUGAAGACUUGGAAGCGAUUACCAAUCUGAAUAAAGUUAAUCCUGAAGUUUCAGAAAAUGUAGCCGAAUUUCUGCAUAAAUUAGAUUCUAUUGACAAUGACAAAAACAAAGACAAGGAUAUACAAGCUCUGAAGUCAGAGCUUGACUUUCUAAAAGGACGAGUUGCAGAAUUGGAAGCUCAGGUUGGUUGGAAUGAUGCUAGUGACAGGUCUAAUGAAGGGAGGCAUCCAGGCAUUUCAGAUCAAGAUGAAUCCGGAAAGAUUUUAACUAGUCAAAACAACUUAUCCACAAGCUAUAAACCUUUCAUCAAGUACACCAAGCUUGAAUUCAAGGUACAUACAUUUUUUGCGGCUGGAUCUCCUCUUGGUGUCUUCCUUUCCAUUCGAAAUGUCCGCAUUGGAAUUGGUGAAGGAAGGGAAUACUGGGGGGAAGAGAAUAUUAAUGAAGAGAUGCCUGCUUGUCAGCAAAUGUUCAACAUCUUCCACCCUUUUGAUCCUGUGGCAUAUAGAAUAGAACCACUGGUAUGUAAAGAAUAUGUCAGCAGACGCCCUGUCAUUAUUCCUUAUCACAAAGGUGGCAAGCGAUUGCAUAUUGGACUACAGGAAUUUGCUGAAGACUUUGCUGCACGAUCUCAGUCAAUUGUGAAACGCCUUAAUUAUGUCAAGGUUCAGGUGCUCACAGUAUGUCAAUCAAGAAAAGACAGCCUCGAAGAAUCGGUGGAGGAUGUCAAUGAAGAAGUCCGAUCUUACGGAUCCUAUAUGAUGGAGAGAUUAACUGGAAGUGAAGAUGGACGAAUUGAUCAUGUUCUUCAGGAUAAAACUUUUCAGCAUCAAUAUAUUUCAGCUAUUGGAGCGCACACAAACUAUUGGCGCGACUAUGAUACUGCUCUCUUUGUGUUAAAUCACUUGUACCGAGACAUUCCUGAAGACCCUGAGCAAACAAAGUUGCAUCGAAGCAAAACCAAAGAUGAUAAGGUCUCUGAUAGGUUGCCAGAUACCGAAAUUAUUGCUGAAGAAGAAUUGCCGUUAACAUUCUCUAGCAGCAAUCUAAUAAAAAAUUCACCCAAGAAAACCAAAAAAGUGGGCAAGUCAUCGUGGUAGAGUUAGCUGUGUAAAACAAAAAGAAACUCUGAUCUAGUUUACAUCAGAAGUAUAGUAGUGUCAGAUAACAGUAGUGUUUGAGUUUGAACGCCGUAAAUGGAUAUGAAAGGGAGGUACAAGCCUAGUUAUUCUGGUGUUGGUCCUGUAAUCCUUUAGGUCAAAGAUGUCUACAUUUGUACAUAAAAACAGGUUUUUGUAAUGUGCAAAUUUUUGUAUAUUCCAUGUACAGCUACUAAAUUUAGCUUUUAAUCGGUGUAUGAUGAAUGAAAAUGAUCCCAAAUCACAGAAACUCUUCCUAACA
Messenger RNA from Spinacia oleracea (spinach), 3399 nucleotides. Its product is annotated as phospholipase SGR2. The coding region runs from base 207 to 3098 and encodes 963 amino acids. The transcript has 21 exons. Gene Ontology annotation, molecular function: metal ion binding; glycerophospholipase activity. Lineage: Eukaryota; Viridiplantae; Streptophyta; Magnoliopsida; Caryophyllales; Amaranthaceae. The record is from RefSeq and is a predicted model, not a curated record. Gene Ontology annotation, cellular component: cytoplasm.